UGAGGAAUUCUCCUCCGAAGUUGAGGACCUGCCUAGAGGCUAGAGCAGGUGAAAUCAAAGAGAAAUUCCCUUCGGGCGUACAAUUUUCCAUUAUCAAAUUCCCCUAAUCACAUCUUCUCGAGAUUUCUGACUCAUCUUUUGAGUUUUCACGCCAUCUAGAAAAGGUUCCAUUUUCCUUUUUCCCAUCUCUUUAAGAAAUGAAUCCCCAUCUCCAAUUUGUCUUCUGGUAAGCAAAGAUCAGUCCUUUAGCCUAUUUUCUUUGAUGGGUAACUAUUCUUUUUGUUGAUUUCGAUUGAAUUGUGAGUUCCAAAGAUGGGAUGUUUCCCGGAUGAAGUUAUUAUACAGAUUCUUGCCAGAUUGCCUGUGAAGUCGCUUUAUAGAACAAAAACGGUGUGCAAACUUUGGUAUAGAUUGUCAUCUGACAGGUAUUUCAUUCAACUUUAUAAUGAGUUAUCUGUUAGAAACCCAAUGCUGCUAGUAGAUCUUUCUGAUUCCACUGAAUCGAAAUCGAGCUCGAUUUGUGUUGAUAACUUGAGGGGGGUCUAUGAAUUUUCAUUGGAUUUCUUGAAAGAUAGAGUCAAGGUGAGAGCUUCAUGUAAUGGUUUGCUGUGUUGUUCCAGCAUCCCUAAUAAGGGUGUGUAUUAUGUUUGCAAUCCUAUGACUAGAGAGUUUAGGUUACUUCCUAAGAGUAGAGAAAGGCCGGUGACUCGGUUUUAUCCUGAUGGUGAGGCAACUCUUGUUGGUUUGGCCUGCAAUUUAUCUACCCAUAAGUUUAAUGUUGUGUUAGCUGGUUAUCAUCGUACAUUUGGUCAUAGGUCAGAUGGUACCUUCAUUUGCUUGAUCUUUGAUUCAGAAUCAAGUAGAUGGAGGAAGUUUGUGUCUGUUCAGGAUGAUCACUUCACACAUAUGAAUAAGAAUCAAGCUGUGUUUGUCAAUGGUGCUCUUCAUUGGUUGACUCGUAGUUGUUCCUGCAUACUUGUGCUUGAUUUGGAUUUUGACGUUUGGAGGAAGAUUUCUCUGCCUGAUGAAGUGAGUUAUGGGUCUGGCAAUAGAGUUAAUUUGUUGGAAUCUGAUGGAUGUUUAUCUGUGAUUCAGAUUUCAGAUGCAUGGAUGAAAAUUUGGGUGAUGAAAGAUUAUGAGAGGGAACAAUGGUUUCUGGUCGAUAGAGUAAGUCUUAGAUGCAUUAGGGGACUAGUGCCUGGCAUUUUCCCAGUAAGUCAAAGUAGUGAAUAUGUCUUCUUGGCAACCCAUAAGCAAGUUUUGGUAUAUCAUAUAAAGAGUAGAGUGUGGAAGGAGAUGUAUUCUGUCAAGAACUGCCCUACCCUGCCAUUAUGGUUCCUGGCUCAUGCCUUCCGGAGCACAAUCUUUUCUUGCAAUUGAGGUGUGCUCUACAAUCUGCAUUUACAUAUAGUGAACUUCUGUACAUAUAUUUCUUGUCCAAAGCAAUGUCAUGUAUAUCUUUUUAUUAUUCUUCAAGGCUGUUUAUUUUAUGUAUCUGGUUAGCUUACUAGUUGUUGCAUUGGGAACCUCUUCUAGAAGUACCAUUGCAUUGUUUUCUCUUCAUUGUAAGUGCCUUCUGUUGCCUAGAAAGAGUUGAUUUUGAUAUCAAUGGUUCCUUUCUCCCUUCGUUAACCACUUGUUGAUAAUAUAUCUUGGCAAUCAUUUAUGAUGGUGUUUCAGAGAAGAAGAUUGUUGCUUGAUACAAAGGAUAAACUGAAAGAUGCAUCUGGCGUUGAUUGAUUUAUAUCUGCAGGACUUGCUAAUAAAAACUCUGGUCUGGUAGCAAGCAUACAAAGCAAUACCUUUCUCGGCCUUUUGACUAAGAUCAAGGUAGCAUAUGAGGCAUUAAUCCAGGAUAUGAAUCAUAUGAUGCACAGUCCUUAAACAAUUGCAAACAGAAGAUGAUCUUGUGUCAAGGAACAUACUAUUAGUUUUUUCAGAUGUUCAAAUUGAAAAUAAGGGGUUGAGGGUCUCUAUCUCUUUCACCCCCCUUCAAGAUUCUUACCUAAGCAAGGAGAAUGAGAGAUCUCUCCCUCUAUCUCCUCCCCUUUCCUUCAUUUCCCUCAAAACAAACAGAUUGUUAUUUCCUCUCCUCUCAUUCCUCCGCUUCAUUCGUGGUGAAGUGGUCUAUUUAUAGGCACAAGUUAUAUGUGAAUUGACCUUAAAUGCGCUAUACUUUUAAGGCAUUUGGGAACUGUACACAAAUAUUUCUUGAUUUGAGUUUAAAUAAAGAUAUUAACCCUAA
This is a messenger RNA of Rubroshorea leprosula, 2245 nucleotides long. NCBI's taxonomy places the organism in Eukaryota, Viridiplantae, Streptophyta, Magnoliopsida, Malvales, Dipterocarpaceae. The record is from the annotation of a GenBank genome assembly.